CCGAGCAUGGGGGUGAACGCCGUGCACUGGUUCCGAAAGGGACUCCGGCUCCACGACAACCCCGCCCUGAAGGAGUGCAUCCAGGGCGCCGACACCAUCCGCUGCGUCUACAUCCUCGACCCCUGGUUCGCAGGCUCUUCCAACGUGGGCAUCAACAGGUGGCGGUUUUUGCUUCAGUGUCUUGAGGAUCUGGAUGCCAAUCUCCGAAAAUUAAAUUCUCGUCUGUUUGUGAUUCGGGGACAGCCAGCUGAUGUAUUUCCCAGGCUUUUCAAGGAAUGGAACAUUACUAAACUUUCAAUUGAGUAUGAUUCUGAGCCUUUUGGGAAGGAGCGAGAUGCAGCUAUCAAGAAGCUGGCCACUGAGGCUGGCGUGGAAGUCAUCGUGCGCAUCUCACAUACACUGUACGACCUGGACAAGAUCAUAGAACUCAAUGGUGGACAGCCACCUCUAACAUAUAAAAGAUUUCAGACUCUCGUCAGCAAAAUGGAGCCACUGGAGAUGCCCGCAGACACCAUCACCUCAGAUGUGAUAGGGAAGUGCACCACCCCUCUGUCUGAUGACCAUGAUGAGAAAUACGGAGUGCCUUCCCUGGAAGAGCUCGGCUUUGAUACAGAUGGCUUGUCCUCUGCAGUGUGGCCAGGAGGAGAAACUGAGGCACUUACACGUUUGGAAAGGCAUUUGGAAAGAAAGGCCUGGGUGGCAAACUUUGAAAGACCUCGAAUGAAUGCAAACUCCCUGCUUGCAAGCCCAACUGGACUCAGUCCUUAUCUCCGCUUUGGUUGUUUAUCAUGUCGGCUAUUUUAUUUCAAACUAACAGAUCUCUACAAAAAGGUAAAGAAAAAUAGUUCCCCUCCCCUUUCUCUUUAUGGGCAACUCCUGUGGCGUGAAUUUUUUUAUACAGCAGCCACAAACAACCCACGCUUUGACAAAAUGGAAGGGAACCCCAUCUGUGUUCAGAUCCCUUGGGACAAGAAUCCCGAGGCUCUGGCCAAAUGGGCAGAAGGCCGGACAGGCUUUCCAUGGAUUGACGCCAUCAUGACACAACUUCGUCAGGAGGGCUGGAUCCACCAUCUAGCCAGACAUGCGGUUGCAUGUUUUCUGACUCGCGGUGACCUGUGGAUCAGCUGGGAAGAAGGGAUGAAGGUCUUUGAAGAACUACUGCUUGACGCGGACUGGAGCAUAAAUGCUGGAAGUUGGAUGUGGCUGUCCUGCAGUUCCUUUUUCCAACAGUUUUUCCACUGCUACUGCCCUGUUGGUUUUGGUAGGAGGACAGAUCCUAAUGGAGACUAUAUUAGGCGUUAUUUGCCUGUCUUAAGAGGCUUCCCUGCAAAAUAUAUCUACGAUCCUUGGAAUGCACCAGAAGGUAUCCAGAAGGUAGCCAAGUGUUUGAUAGGCGUUAACUAUCCCAAGCCAAUGGUGAACCAUGCUGAGGCCAGCCGCUUGAACAUCGAGAGAAUGAAGCAGAUCUACCAGCAGCUUUCCCGGUACAGAGGGCUCGGUCUUCUUGCCUCAGUCCCUUCGAACCCUAACGGCAAUGGAGGACUCAUGGGCUACGCGCCUGGAGAGAAUGUCCCGAGCUGCAGCAGUGGCGGUGGCGGCGGAAAUUGCUCUCAAGGAAGUGGUAUUUUACACUACGCUCACGGAGACAGUCAGCAGACUCACCCACUAAAGCAAGGAAGAAGCUCUGUGGGCACCGGCCUCAGCAGUGGGAAGCGCCCUAGUCAGGAAGAGGAUGCGCAGAGUGUCGGCCCCAAAGUCCAGCGACAGAGCAGUAACUGAGAGCAUGCAGGAGGAGUCCUCGCCACUGAAGUCGGUGGGAAAGUCAGUACUUUUCAUUUAAAUUAUUUUAAAAUGUCAUUCAUUCAUGGAAAACAGUUACAUUUCGAACAUAUUAUUUCUAAUAAUAUUUCUGUGGUUUUUAACUUUUUAAUGAAUGUCACAUAGAACAAGUGGUAAUUUGUAUAUAAAGAACUUGGUAAAAAAUUUGCUUAAUGUAAAUAUAGCCACAGUUAGAAUAGACUCAUCAGUAUAUUUUUGAUAAUUUUUCAUGUAUGGUUAAAGUUAACAGAUAUUCUGAUAUAAAUCUCAAGAGUUUUGAGAGUCAUUGCAGGAAAAUGGGAAGUUUUUAGACUUUCUUAAAAGACUUUGUUAAAAUUUUAGGGCACAUUUUUCCAGACAUCAUUGUUUGGCCUAAUUUUGCAGUCUUUGAUAAUGAUGCUUUAGAAAAUACAUGUAAUCAAGUGCAUAUGCCUCUGUCGGCGUGGACAGUCUGUGUGGAAGCCUCCUGUGCAGCUGUUCUGACUCGCACUGUGCAUUGUGCUGAGCUCCAUUGUCUCUCCGCUUGUUUAUUUACAGCUACUGUGACUUAUUAUUAAAAUAUAUGCGUAUAUGGAA
Molecule: messenger RNA, 2394 nt
Organism: Apodemus sylvaticus (European woodmouse)
Lineage: Eukaryota; Metazoa; Chordata; Mammalia; Rodentia; Muridae
Gene: Cry1
Product: cryptochrome circadian regulator 1
Exons: 13
Coding region: 7-1779 (590 amino acids)
Biological process (GO): negative regulation of DNA-templated transcription; circadian regulation of gene expression; entrainment of circadian clock by photoperiod
Cellular component (GO): nucleus; cytoplasm
Molecular function (GO): FAD binding; DNA binding
Source: RefSeq, a predicted model, not a curated record